Aspergillus caelatus is the source of this 948-nucleotide messenger RNA. Its product is annotated as cupin domain-containing protein. NCBI's taxonomy places the organism in Eukaryota, Fungi, Ascomycota, Eurotiomycetes, Eurotiales, Aspergillaceae. The transcript has a single exon. The record is from RefSeq and is a predicted model, not a curated record. The coding region runs from base 47 to 643 and encodes 198 amino acids.
AAAAAAAAAAAAAAACGUCUCAGAGAACCAAAGACGUACUGGCACAAUGUCUUCCCUAUCAUCUCAUAACCCCCACAACACCCCGACCCUCCCAAACUUCACCCGCUACAUCACAACCCACGACGCCAACGGUACCGCCAUAAUCCACAGUGCAACCGAAAGCACCUUCAGAGAAUAUGACAGCGGUAGCCUGCGCUUCAAUGUUCCCUUCACCACCUCCCAGUUCCCCGCCGAACUAAGCGGUGACGCCGAUAUAUCCGCCCAUGAGUCGCUGCUAGCGUCUGGCAACCUGGGUCUGGUUAGCCCCAGUGGGACCGUCUGCCGGGUUGUAGACUUUGCGCCUCUGAAAUCGGGAACCAAGGGAUUGAUGCAUCGGACACAAAGCUUGGAUUAUGGGAUUGUCUUGGAGGGAUCUAUUGAGAUGUGGUUGGACUCCGGGGAAAUGAAACUGUUGAAGAAGGGUGAUAUCGCUGUGCAGAGGGGAACAAUGCAUGAGUGGAGGAAUCCAAGUGAAACGGAGUGGACUAGGAUGGUGUUUGUGCUGCAGGGUAGCAAGCCUUUAGUGGUUGGGGAUAAAGUGCUGAAGGAGGAGUUGGGGACUCAGACGGAGAUUAAGCCCAGUGUGAGUGCAAGUAGUCUGUGAGGGCUGUGCGUCUUAUCACGGCCUGGUAGACUACUCUCUGGAAGUUCGUACAAGGGCUAUGUGUGAAGGUCUGCUAGAUACCUGACUAGUAACAAAACCCAUGAGUUAAUCCUGUUGGUCACAAGUUAUAAUGGAGACCUCUACUCGCAAAGUUUGCUCGAGAAGCUAUUGAGGUGUCUCCAGGACUUUAUGACAAUAAAUUUUAGUAGUUUUGAGCCAUGCAAUAGUUAAGGCAAAUAGUUGUCCUGAGUUAUCCGGUAUUCUGAUUAUCGGGUACCUGCCGAGCAGUGCAUGGUGGACUGUAU